AUGGCGACGUGGCUGCUCCUGGUGCUGCUCGUGACCCCCGGGGGGGUCCUCCCUGCCCCGAGGGGGGGGCCCGAACCACGGGGGGGUCCCGACCCCCUCUCGGCCGUGUCGGACCCGGAACCCCUUGAGGGUCCCGAGCCCCGAGGGGAUCCGGAGCCCCGGGGGGGUCCCGAGCCCCGGGGGGGUCCCGAGCCCCGCUUGACCGUGUCGGACCCGGAGCCCCGGGAAGAUCCGGAGCCCCGGGGGGGUCCCGAGCCCCGGGAGGGUCCCGAACCCCGCUUGGCCGUGUCGGACCAGGAGCUCCGGGAUCUCUCCGAGCGGCUCCUCGCGGCCGAUUCGAACCGGGCGGGGCCGGGGCAGCUCGAGCUGAACCUGCAGAGCCCCGAGGGCGACUCCGGGAGCCAGAGGCUCUUUUCCUACGUGGCCCCGGCGCUGCUCUCCCGCCCCACGUUUUCCCGGCUCCUGGCGCUCCUGGACAAUUACGAGCCGCAGACGGGGCUGGCGGAGGCGGUGACGGACGAGGAGCGGCGGGAGGAGCGGGAAUUCCUGGAGGCUGCGCUGGACACGCCGGUCCUGGCGCUGCUGGAGAACUUCGUGCUCAGCAAGGGUCUGUACCCCUCAGCCGAGUCCUUCCGGACCGACCUUCACUCCAUGUGGUUCGGGCUCUACUCGCGCUCAGGGGGGAAAGUUCUGGAUUCCUCCGGCUUCGAGCACGUGUUCCAUGGGGAGGUGAAGAAGGGGUCGGUGUCUGGGUGUCACAACUGGGUGCAACUGCAGGCGCUGGAGAGGGCGGGGAGGAUGGAAUACCUGGGAUACACCUGGGACGGACCCUGGACGGGGUUCCCGGACGUGCUGUCGCUGCGGUUCCGCUGGGACGGGUACCCCAAACCUCGGGGGUCGCUCCUGGUGGGCUCCAGCCCCGAGUUCGACCUGGCGCUGUUCACCCUCUGCUUCCUGGCACGGCCCGACCGGCAGUGCCACGUCAGCCUGGGGGGCGAAGCGGCCACCAUCCAGACCUACUCGUGGGACCAGCAGCCACUCGUGGCCUCUGCGUAUCCCCUGACCCCCUGAGCCCCCCAAAACAGCC
Chiroxiphia lanceolata (lance-tailed manakin) is the source of this 1087-nucleotide messenger RNA. RefSeq names its product poly(U)-specific endoribonuclease-C-like. Gene Ontology annotation, molecular function: RNA endonuclease activity. The record is from RefSeq and is a predicted model, not a curated record. NCBI's taxonomy places the organism in Eukaryota, Metazoa, Chordata, Aves, Passeriformes, Pipridae. Bases 1 to 1071 code for a protein of 356 amino acids. The transcript is spliced from 6 exons.